Molecule: messenger RNA, 1245 nt
Organism: Penicillium macrosclerotiorum
Lineage: Eukaryota; Fungi; Ascomycota; Eurotiomycetes; Eurotiales; Aspergillaceae
Product: fatty acyl-CoA reductase
Exons: 1
Coding region: 1-1245 (414 amino acids)
Biological process (GO): long-chain fatty-acyl-CoA metabolic process
Cellular component (GO): peroxisome
Molecular function (GO): alcohol-forming very long-chain fatty acyl-CoA reductase (NADP+) activity
Source: RefSeq, a predicted model, not a curated record
AUGUCCUCGAUUUCUGCCUCGGUGCCAUCCCACGUGGAACAAGUCAUUCGUGAGGGAUAUACAAAGAUAUUUGAGGACCAUUCCGUCUUCCUCACAGGAAGUACUGGGUCUUUAGGAGGAUGUCUUCUGUAUAAGUUAGCUCUCCAGCUACCAGUACGCAAAAUCUAUGCGUUGAUCCGAGGAACACCGGAGCAGGCCAUUGAGAAAUGGAGGAAGGCCAUGCCAAAUCAUACACGAGCGAUUCUUGCCUCGAAGAAAGUCGAAUUCGUAAUUGGAGAUAUGAAAGCUGCUAAUUUUGGUAUCGAGCCUGUUAUAUUGGAGCAGUUGCGGAGCCAAAUCACUCUGGUUAUCCAUACAGCAGCCAAGAUCAGUCUCGAUUCUAGUAUUCAAGAUGCGUUCGAAAACAACUGUCUCCCAUCUCUCGAAAUGGCCCAAAUAGCUUCACGUUUCCGCCGUUUGAAACUUCUGGUUCAAUUAUCUACGGCCUAUGUCAAUAGUUUCCUCCCCGAUGGAUCGGUCUUGGAGCGGCUGUAUACUCUAGCCGAGUCGGAUCCAGAGGAGGAAUUGAGCUCCAUUUUAACGCAGGGCCAGUCCCCACAUGGGGAUCGCUUUUCUUCGACAUAUGCUCAAGCCAAAUAUGUAAUGGAACGACUACUUCCAAAAAGAUUCCCACUUUUACCGAUCUUGAUUGUACGUCCGACCAUCUUUGGCCAAGCAUUUCGAUAUCCUUAUCCACUCUAUGGGCUUGAAAACUCGACACCGCUGAACAAGUUUUUUCAAUAUUUCCUGGCUGAUCGGGGAGCAACACAGGUCUGGCACUCCGCUGAAGGAUAUCAAACGGGUGCCAAUAUCAUAGAUGAGAUUCCCGUGGAUUUUGUCGCCAAUGCUUGUCUGUUGCACGCCGCCGCGCGUACUACGGGCAUCAUCCAAAUCGGCUCGGGGCUAUAUGAGCCAUUUACGUUUGACGAAUAUUUAGAGAUCGCUAUAUCUAAUGCGCCGCCUGCGAUUCGUCGUGAGCUUCCUCGCGUCAUCUUCACCGAGGACCGGUCUGCACCACAGUGCUUUCUAGCCGAGUUGGUCCAGGUAGCAUCGCGAAACUGGUUAUUUGACUGUGGCCGUUCUUACUGGUUAAAACAGGUUGGCGGCCCACUCAGUCUGCAGACGUGCAAAUCUGAGGUCGAUAACGUGAAUAAGAUGAGAAUCCGUCAGAUAUACGGGAGAGUCGAUAAGAAAGCUCGAAUAUGA